UCGCUUAGCCGGAGGCUGCUGGCACCAAGAGAGUGGGUUUGAACAGCCACUCUUGGAAACAACUUGGGUGUUUAUUUCAGCCCCAGGUCCUGUCUUGCCUGACUCUGGAGGUGUCAGAAGGAAGUUGUAGCUGCCUGGGAAGAUAAGUCUGAAUGGAGGUCUGGGAGGGAAUCUCUGGUGAGGGGGCAGACAUCUGGCCAUAACUUCAGGGCUGGUUUGAAUGGGAACCUUCUGCCCUUCUGGGCAGAGAAAGGGGAGCAAAAUAUUCGUAUGUGCCUCGCCUGCCAUGCCCGCCUGCAUUCCAGGGGCAGCCCUGUCGGCUCUGUGCCUGGAGGGGCCGUCCAUGUGCAGGAUGUCAGGACCGCCAGCAUCCUCACCUCCCUCCCUCCUGCUCUGCCUGCAUCUCUUAACCUCUGACCCAUCUGUCAAAUGCCCUGUUCUGGUCCUCCCUACCUGUUCGGUUGUUGUGAGGAUUAGGAGAGCCAGUGUGGGGCGGGGGCGGGGAGGUGGGGAAAGGAGGUUAGUAAACAGCCUGUGGCUCCACAGACCCACGAAAGGCAGACCAGCCUCAGUCCCUCCUGGCCGGUCCCGGCUGCGUUAGGAUGCAGAACCCGGCGGAGGCACCGCUGUCAGUCACGCGGCUCCUCCCUCGCCUUCCCCGGGGGCGCCUCUGUCUCCCCUUCCGUCUUUCAACUUCCCUAGUUCAGUUCUCAAGUCAGGAUGGUCACAGGAGGUCUGGACUCACCACCACCACCCCCGUCCGCACUGGGGCCCCUUCUCUCCACGUAACUUUGACGCACGAACAUUAACCCUGAAGCUCCUGAAGGCAGUUGUCGGGGCUCUCUCACCGCUGCCCUGGCGGCACUGCAUGGCUGGCCAGCUGCUUGUUCUGGAAUCAGAUCAACCGAUGAAGAGGAAAAUCUCUGAGAAGGGUCACGGGAGUCAAGAGGGUUCCCUCUUGGCAUCCCCAGAAGCUUCAACUCUGGAGGCGAUGGGUCGAAAGGAAGAGGAUGACUGCAGUUCCUGGAAGAAACAGACCACCAACAUCCGGAAAACUUUCAUCUUCAUGGAAGUGCUGGGAUCAGGAGCUUUCUCAGAAGUUUUCCUGGUGAAGCAAAGGGUAACUGGGAAGCUGUUUGCCCUGAAGUGCAUCAAAAAGUCACCUGCCUUCCGGGACAGCAGCCUGGAGAAUGAGAUCGCUGUGCUGAGAAAGAUCAAGCACGAGAACAUUGUGACCUUGGAGGACAUCUAUGAGAGCGCCACUCACUACUACCUGGUCAUGCAGCUUGUUUCUGGUGGGGAGCUGUUUGACCGGAUUCUGGAACGGGGUGUCUACACAGAGAAGGAUGCCAGCCUGGUCAUCCAGCAGGUGUUGUCAGCUGUGAAAUACCUCCACGAGAACGGCAUCGUCCACAGAGACUUAAAGCCUGAAAACCUCCUGUACCUCACCCCCGAGGAGAAUUCUAAGAUCAUGAUCACAGACUUCGGUCUCUCCAAGAUGGAGCAGAGUGGUGUCAUGUCCACUGCCUGUGGGACCCCAGGCUACGUGGCUCCAGAAGUGCUGGCCCAGAAACCCUACAGCAAGGCUGUGGAUUGCUGGUCCAUCGGCGUCAUCACUUACAUAUUGCUGUGUGGGUAUCCCCCCUUCUACGAAGAAACUGAGUCUAAGCUGUUUGAGAAGAUCAAGGAAGGCUACUAUGAGUUUGAAUCUCCGUUCUGGGAUGACAUUUCUGAGUCAGCCAAGGAUUUUAUUUGCCACUUGCUGGAGAAGGACCCGAAUGAGCGGUACACCUGCGAGAAGGCCUUGAGGCACCCCUGGAUUAAUGGAAACACAGCCCUCCACCGGGACAUCUACCCAUCAGUCAGCCUCCAGAUCCAGAAGAACUUCGCCAAGAGCAAGUGGAGGCAAGCCUUCAACGCAGCGGCCGUGGUCCACCACAUGCGGAAGCUGCAUAUGAACCUGCAGAGCCCGGGGGUCCGGCCCGAGGCGGAGAACAGGCCGCCCGUCCCUGCAGCCUCGAGACCCACCUCCCCGGAGAUCACCAUCACUGAGACACCCGCCGCCCCGGGCCCGAGCGCGGCGGCCCCCGCACCGACCCGGCUGCCCUGCCGGCACGGCCCCCAGCCCGCGGCCCCCGGGGGCAGGUCCCUCAACUGCCUGGUCAAUGGCUCCCUCCGCAUCAGCAGCAGCUUGGUGCCCAUGCAGCAGGGGCCCCUGGCCGUCGGGCCCUGCGGCUGCUGCUCCAGCUGCACAAACGUCGGGACCAAAGCGAACGCCUCCUACUGCUCCGAGCCCACGCUCCUCAAAAAGGCCAACAAAAAACAGAGAGAUACUCAACUCUUCUUCACCCUUCCAGACCUGGAGUCUACCCUGCGGCAGGAGAGAGAGCGAGCAGACCAAGACCUGAUUGGACGCAGCAGCCGGCUGCUGCCCAGGCCAGAGCCUCCCCGAAGGCCAGGGAGCGAGCCCCAGCCGCAGUGGAGCUUCGGGAAGCUGCGGGCAGGAGGAGUGGCAUCCUCCCGGGCCUGCCUGCUCCGUGCCCCUAACCCCAACACAUCCGCCCCUGCUGGGGUGGCUCUGUGCAGGGUGCGUAGACAGCUCGUGCCCAGGUCUGUGUCGUCGUGAAAAGCUUAACGGGCUGGCCCAUCUGUGUUGCCAUCUCUGAGCAAAGCCAUAUGGAGCAGCUACCCUGCCUCCCCACUCAGCACACACUCGCUCCUGCCUCUCCUUGACAGAGGGGCCUGCCCGUCUGCAUGAGCGACAGGCAGCAUCGCAGUCUGCCUGUGAGCUCGCCGAGUUCACCUCCCAACUGCCUAACUCCCAGAUGAUCCACUUCUGAUCAGCCUACGCCUCCACCCCUGUCCAAAAGCAGUACUACACCCUCCAAGAUGAAACAGAAACCCACCACUAGGUACUGUAAGCACUUUUUAUCCUGGCCGGACACCCUACACACACACACACACACACACACACACACACUCAAUUAAGUAAAAAUUGGAAGUCGACUGUUGUCCUUUCAGCCUGUCAUUCAAAUUCUGCUUCUGCUCCUUUCUCUCCCUGAAAAUCAGGCUCAUUGUUCUUGUCCCGCCCCUGUUUUCUUGUCCUCCGCCCCCUCCGGCUUCCUGCUCUGUGUUGUGCUGAAUAAAAUGGACAUAUUUUUCUCUA
Messenger RNA from Bubalus bubalis (water buffalo), 3166 nucleotides. RefSeq names its product calcium/calmodulin dependent protein kinase IG (gene CAMK1G). The record is from RefSeq and is a predicted model, not a curated record. Gene Ontology annotation, molecular function: calcium/calmodulin-dependent protein kinase activity; calmodulin binding; ATP binding. Gene Ontology annotation, biological process: peptidyl-serine phosphorylation. Lineage: Eukaryota; Metazoa; Chordata; Mammalia; Artiodactyla; Bovidae. Bases 869 to 2626 code for a protein of 585 amino acids. Gene Ontology annotation, cellular component: intracellular anatomical structure. The transcript has 12 exons.